AUGGGUGAACCUCCAGAUGGCAAUGAUCAUGACUCCGACCUGACUAUGGUGGAAGUUGAAUCCCUUGAAGCAAAUCAUAAUAUUAUGAAUGACCCUAGGAAUCUUCCUGCUGACUCUGUUGCCUUACAACAGGCUUCGGUUGUGGGAUAUGAAAUUCCUUACAGCAGCAAACAGUUCUUAAGGGAUAACAGACUUGAUAUCGUUGGUAUUGUUGAGCCACGUUCCAGUGGUAGCAAGGCUGAUCUUAUUAUUGCUUCAUUGGGUUUUCACCAUUCGCAUCGCAUUGAGGCUACUGGUUACUCUGGGGGUAUCUGGCUCUGUUGGUAUGAUUCAGUUGAAGUCUCUAUUCUCCUCAAUCAUUUCCAAUUUAUUCACUUCCGAGUUUCAAGCAAAUGUGAUAACGCUUCUUUUCUCGCCACUCUUGUUUAUGCUAGUCUUCAAGCCAUGAAAAGGCGCUGUCUCUGGCACCAUAUUGGGAAUCUCGCCUCUUCCAUCCACUCUCCGUGGAUUCUUCUUGGUGAUUUAAUGCGACCCUUAAUGCCGCAGAUAGGAAAGGGUCCGGAUUUCACCUGGUCCCAUGGCAUGGCUCAAGCUCGCCUUGAUCGCGUUCUUUGCAACAGCUAUUGGGACGAAUUUCCUGAUUCUAUGCCCAUUUUAUUGAGUGUGGGUGACAAUAACAAACACCAUCACAAUCAUCCUUUCAGAUAUUUCUCCGGUUGGCUCAAACAUGAUGAUUUCCCGCGUUUGGUCACGGAUAACUGGUCUGGUAACUCUUCACUAUCUGAUACCAUUCGCGCUUUUACCCAUGCUGCUGACUCCUGGAAUAAAAAUGUCUUUGGCUACAUAGGCAUGAAGAAGAAAAUUGUGAUGGCACGUCUUCGUGGUGUUCAAAAGGCACUGGGGCAGCGCCACUCUUCAUUGCUUUCUUCUCUUGAAUCUGAACUACUUCUUGAACUCGAGCGUCUACUUGAUGAAGAACUUAUGUGGCGACAAAAAUCUCGUUCUGACUGGAUUCAUUUGGGUGACCGUAAUACAAAGUAUUUUCAUAAAAAAUCCAUGCUUCGCAAACAGAGAAAUAAAAUUGCUGCAAUCAAACUGAAUGAUGGUACAUGGUGUCAUGAUGAAGACGUCUUGAAGGAGGAAGCAUGGGGAAUGGAUUGUUGGUUAUCAAAAGUCUGUAGGCAUUACCCAUAUACUCUUCAAGCUGAAUUGUGGGGUAUACAGAUACUCAUUGGUCUCCAAACUGCCUGGUAA
Molecule: messenger RNA, 1254 nt
Organism: Hibiscus syriacus
Lineage: Eukaryota; Viridiplantae; Streptophyta; Magnoliopsida; Malvales; Malvaceae
Exons: 4
Coding region: 1-1254 (417 amino acids)
Source: RefSeq, a predicted model, not a curated record